AUGGCUAUAUCAUCAGCGUCAUCGUCAAUGCAAGAUAUGUUCAAACAACGCAAGUAUCCAUUCAUCUUCUCUUUAUUCCUUUUACUAAUGUUCGUAACUCUCCUCCUCAUUUCUAACUCCCAGAAAUCACCCAUUUUCGCUGCCAUCAACUUUGCUCAACGCACCGCUCUAAUCAAAUCAGUCCCGGAGUUUAAUCCUAACAGUAUUAGUACUUCAACUUCAACCAAUUUACACCAAUCCGAUGAAAACAAUAAUACUAGUAUCAAUCAUGAGUCCCCGUUGAAUAAUGUCAGGAUUGAUCCUAAGUCGUCUAACAUUCCGCUUACAAUUAACCCUGAGAAGUCUGAUACGAUCAUCAGCGAUGAGUUGGAAACAUUCUCUUAUCAUUGGAAGCUAUGCCCAGGUCCACUGGCGGUUGAUUACAUACCAUGCCUUGAUAACUGGAAGGCAAUCAAAAAAAUAAAAUCGAGAAGGCAUAUGGAGCAUAGGGAAAGGCAUUGCCCUGUUCCUAGUCCCAGAUGUUUGAUUCCAUUGCCGAAAGGUUAUAAGUUGCCCCUUCCGUGGCCUAAGAGUAGGGAUAUGAUAUGGUAUGACAAUGUUCCUCAUCCUAAGCUUGUGGAAUAUAAAAAAGACCAAAAUUGGGUGAAAAAGUCUGGUGAUUAUUUUGUUUUCCCUGGUGGUGGAACACAGUUCAGGGACGGAGUGAAUCACUACAUCGAAUUCAUUGAAGAGACUUUUCCAACAAUUCAAUGGGGAAAGAGUAUAAGGGUCCUUUUAGAUGUUGGAUGUGGUGUUGCUAGCUUUGGUGGUUAUUUGCUGGAUAAAAAUGUCAUUACUAUGUCAUUUGCUCCAAAGGAUGAACAUGAGGCUCAGAUACAGUUUGCCCUCGAGCGUGGAAUCCCUGCUACUCUCUCAGUCAUUGCAACUAAAAAACUUGCAUUUCCAGAUAAUGUAUAUGACAUGAUUCAUUGUGCAAGAUGCAGGGUUCAUUGGCAUGCAGAUGGAGGAAAACCGUUGAUGGAGCUCAACAGGAUUCUUAGGCCAGGAGGGUAUUUCAUAUGGUCUGCAACGCCAGUUUAUAAGAAGGAUGAAGGACAUAAGAAUGUCUGGAAAGUUAUGGUUAAUCUGACUGAAGCAAUGUGCUGGAAGAUGGUGGCAAGGACCUUCUUUAAAAGGGGUAGAGUCGGGUUAGUUAUAUAUCAAAAAUCAGAUUCAUCUUCCUGCUAUGAGAAUCGCAAAGAAAAUAUUCCCCCUAUGUGUGACCAGAAGAAGAAUAGGCUGAAUAGUUCAUGGUACACACCACUGGACAGCUGCCUUCUACCACUAGCCUCGAGUAACUACAAGUGGCCUGCACCAUGGCCUCAGAGGCUCAACACGAAACCUCUAAGUCUAUCGCUCGAAACAGAUGCUGAAGAGACAUUCAACAAGGAUACAAGACACUGGGCAUCAUUGGUAUCAGAUGUAUACUUAGGAGGCCUUGCUAUAAAUUGGUCAAGUGUGAGGAAUGUGAUGGACAUGAAUGCAGGCUAUGGAGGAUUUGCUACAGCACUGAUUGAUCGACCCCUGUGGGUAAUGAAUGUUGUUCCUAUCAGUGGACCAGAUACUCUACCUAUUAUCUUCGAUAGGGGCUUGGUUGGCACGUACCAUGACUGGUGCGAGUCCUUCAAUACCUAUCCUCGGACAUAUGAUCUUCUACAUUCCAGCUUCCUCUAUGGAAAUUUAAUCCAAAGAUGUGAUCUAGUGGAUGUCGCUGUGGAGAUGGACAGAAUGGUGAGACCAGGUGGAUACAUUUUAGUUCAAGACACUAUACAGAUGAUUAAACAACUAGGCUCGAUUCUACGUUCACUUCAUUGGUCAGUAACUCUGCAUCAACAUCAAUUUCUUGUUGGUAAGAAAGACUUUUGGCGCCCCAAAGAUGUUGCAAGGGAAUGAAAGUCCAAGCAGUUUUGUAUAUUUUACAGUGAUAUCUCCAGUUUAUGAGUGAAGAGAAAGAAAAGUAGACAUAUAUAUAGUUCUCAACAAGUUAUAGCAAAUUUUCUUCUGAAUCUAUCCUAUUGAUUCAUUCAUUUCCCCUCAAGGAAGUAUUGAAAUGAA
Messenger RNA from Solanum stenotomum, 2094 nucleotides. RefSeq names its product probable methyltransferase PMT22. Gene Ontology annotation, molecular function: methyltransferase activity. Bases 1 to 1932 code for a protein of 643 amino acids. Gene Ontology annotation, cellular component: cytoplasm; endosome; trans-Golgi network. The transcript has 8 exons. NCBI's taxonomy places the organism in Eukaryota, Viridiplantae, Streptophyta, Magnoliopsida, Solanales, Solanaceae. The record is from RefSeq and is a predicted model, not a curated record.